Messenger RNA from Symbiodinium necroappetens, 284 nucleotides. NCBI's taxonomy places the organism in Eukaryota, Dinophyceae, Suessiales, Symbiodiniaceae. The record is from the annotation of a GenBank genome assembly.
AUGCUGGAUCAUGCUCAGGAGUUCGCGUCGCAUCACCGGAUCCUUGACCAUUGCCGCUUCCGUGCUGAAGUGGUUCAAGUUGACAUGGAGGCUCCCGGCAGCUACAACGUGCAGUGGCAGUCUCCGGAUGGACUCCGGCAUCAAGAAGGCCCCUUUGCAGCAGUCAUGCUCUAUCCGGGCUUCUUGCCGAAGCCACGAGACGAGCCCCUUCCCGAGGAAGGGCGCUUCCAGGGCCGAAUUGCUUUGGGUGUGGCCGACGACCUGUCGGACUGGAGAGACUGGAG